AUGGCGCGGUGGCCGGUCGCCCUCCGCCACCUCCACGUAGGCUGUGAACAGCACGUGCGAGCGGCUGCUGUCGGCGUUCAGCAGGUGCCCGGCCCGCUUGCGCCGCUGCUGGCCCUCCUGCAGCACCAGCUGCAAGUCGUCGGCGUUGAGGCACUCUACAACCAUCAAGUCCUCUACAAAGAAACUGUUGGCGUCCCGAGACCAGCGGCAUUUAAGCCCCUCGUUGCCGCUCAGCAGGUCGUUGAUGUGCUCGUUGAAUAG
Messenger RNA from Trypanosoma grayi, 261 nucleotides. RefSeq lists its product as hypothetical. The transcript has a single exon. Lineage: Eukaryota; Euglenozoa; Kinetoplastea; Trypanosomatida; Trypanosomatidae. Bases 1 to 261 code for a protein of 86 amino acids. The record is from RefSeq and is a predicted model, not a curated record.